AUGAGCUCACUCACCUCAAACACCUACCGCUGGUAUAAGCUGGGAACUGAGGCCAUGUUCACAUGGCUCUCGGACGCUUUAGCAAAUACUGGCAUAAUUCUCGACACAAGAUUGGAGGAUACAAGCAUCAGAAACCUCCUCAGCCUUGCAUCUCAAGCCAAACGCGCAGGUGCUUCGAUGCCGUACGAAGUUCUCCACUCACUUGAGGAUGCGCUGAAGAUACGAAGGCAGUAUCACGCGUGGUACAGCAACCAGAUCUCUCAAGACUCCUCCGAAGAAGCCAACAAGGGCAUCAAGCAGUCUAAUGAUUCGCACCAAGCAUUCAUCGACGUCCUGCAGUACAUUCACGACCUCUUCGCGCCCGCUGCGAUCCCAUCUGCCCACUCGACAUCAUCCGGAGCAUCAGACGAGAAGACUGCUGAGCUCACCAACCUUUUCGCAAACCUUGAGACUGAGGACAUUGCUGAAAUGGAAGAUGAUGAUCAGGCGGUCAAUACUAUCAACCAAUCCUCUGAUCCGCCGCCGGCUGUGAGGCAUUGGGUGUCAAAGAAGGCCCAGGCGCUGACGGAGGAUAAGUUCCUGGAGCUAUACUGUCUCUUUGACGAUGCGAACAAGAUCCGUGAGUACCUCCGCCAGAAAUGGGCCGAGUACCACUCUCGUAAGAUCGACAUCAUUUCGGCAGCCAUCACGACGCAAGAAGCCUUUGAGCUGUUCGCAGAGAUAGAGGAGUCCUACGAUCUCAAGUAUGGUAUAUCUGAGCGUAGGCAAGGUGUUUCCUUGCCCAGAUUCUUUGACCUCUUCAACCAUCUGUCAGACAAAUACAAAGAAGACCGAACUCGCACCGAGAAGAGCACUGAAUACACGACGAAAUCAGGAAAAGCAGCUGCCAAGCUUCAGGUGGAAUCGCCGGGUGAAGAGCACGAGCCGGGAGCCGAAGCCUCAGGAUGGGCGCCGUCCGAUGAGCUGGAGGACUGGGUUUUCAAGCCAGCAAACUAUGCGGUCCUGAGUAUGUAUGCUCAGCCAGAUGACUGGAUUCUCAAGCAAGCUUGUCGCACAACUGCGGAAAGGUCCAGGGACUUGGAUGCUGUUUUGAAUGGUCUGGGACUUGAUUGCGACCUUCGCACCGCUGCUAGGGGACUCCUGGAUACUUUCCUCGACAUAUAUGCCGGGAUGGUCUUUCUCGGCAAGAACCCCACAGCUUUUGUGACGCCGAAGGAUAUCGCCACUACUAUGUGGACCAAGAAUUACGAUCUCAGCAUUCGCAAGAUCCUCACCAUGCAUGUCUUGUACGAUAUCCGCACAGCAGAGUCUGAAGCCCGGCAAGUGGACAUCCCCACUCAAGUUUCCGAAGAUUACAAGAAGCUGGGAGGUGACGCGAAUCUUUUCAGCCGGUACCUUUAUGGGGACAUACAGCAACUGCCAGAAGACUUCAAGUUCCUCAGAGGGAUGGUUGACAAGGAACAAAGCUGGCUGAAAGGGCGAAUUCCCGGGCACGUGGAUCUACCAAACAGGCAGAGGAAGAAAGGACUCAAGAAGCUCUCAGAGCUUCCCUUACAGACGAACCCAGUCCUUGCAGGAAUGGUUCUCUUCCAUCUGUCUUACAACUGCUAUCUUGAUCGUGUCUCGUCAGUCAACAGCAAAUGGUUUCUAGUUCCUCUCGCCCACAUAAUGAACUGGCUCACGGUAGCGUACGGCGAGGCGACAGCAGACUUCCAGAAGAUCUGGCCCGAUCUACACGCAGCACUCGGUAUGAUCGGACCCAGGCCGGUCUGGAAGGGGUCUGGUCCACCAGAGGACUUGAGAACUUGCCGCAACCGCAUGCUCCUGUUAUGGGGCUUGCCACUCAAGGACUUCUACCAAAGGAUGGCCACCGGCGACAUCCCCAAGGCGGAGGAGCUCUUCACCCGCAUCAAGAACAACGAGACCGCUGGGAUGAUGGUGGCUGAACAGGGAAGGGGGGUGAUGCUUCGUGGCAAAGACCACAGCAAUGGGCCAGGCAGACGCGUGAAUCCGCUUCUCAGGAUUGAGGCCAACCAGUCCAUGCCACUCUUGGAUGCUGUCCGAGAGAACCUAUACUCUCACGGAUCGAUGAAGGCCCAACAGAGUCACAUCCGCAAGAUUGUUUUGGCGUCCAACGCCGUGGAGGGGUCGGCCGACACCAAGAAGGGCUCUCCCAGCAAACAGAAGCGGCGGCAGGAGGUAGACAUGCUGACCUACAUCGACGCGUUCUCCCGAGUGGCACAGGCAGAGAUCCCACGCCUGAUGUUUCCUCUCGAUGAUGUUUCGGAAGAGUGCUGCGGUAUCGCAGGCAUGGUCUUUGGUGGUGUCAUAGACAAGGUCAUCUUGCCCUUGGACAUGUGGAAAUGCGCCGCGAUGAGCCCGUUCAGGCCAGACACCAACGACGACGAGAGAAGGGCGUGGGUCCGUGAGCAGAAGUUUGGAGAUGGUGCCCAGAGCAUGUGUUCCCUCCUGGCCCUCAUCACCAUGUUUGGCGACAGGGCAGGCGGCUGGGGCAACGUUCGGCUUGAGCGCCUCAUGCUAGACCUGCUUGAGAAGGAAAGGAAGAUUAAAUCUGGGUACUUGAACGACCGGGCCACGAAGGGAUUUGUGGAGAAGUGCAAGGAGUUUGGAUUUGCUGUCCCAGAGUGCGCAACUGAAGCUUCGGCUUCUUCGCCUGCCGGCCCGUCGACUUGA
This is a messenger RNA of Diaporthe citri, 2694 nucleotides long. RefSeq lists its product as uncharacterized. The transcript is spliced from 2 exons. The record is from RefSeq and is a predicted model, not a curated record. Bases 1 to 2694 code for a protein of 897 amino acids. Lineage: Eukaryota; Fungi; Ascomycota; Sordariomycetes; Diaporthales; Diaporthaceae.